AUACACUGUGAAGGUCGGACAGGAAAUCGGUAAACUGCAUGAUAUUAAUUUUGCCUGAUUGGAGAAACUACCUAUCUCUUUUUUAACAUGCGCCGAAUAGGUAAUCAAUUAUUCGGAUUCAGUGAAACCGACUAGGUAACGGCAAGGAUUAGUUUUUGGGAAAUGAUGAAUAGCUAAAACGUGAUGGUUAUCUAAUGUUAGGAGAUCAGAGAGGAUAGGCGUAUCGAUUUUUCUACUGUCUACAUGGUAAAACAGAAAGAAGAAUAAAAUGCCCGGAGCGAGGCGGGGACUUGUCGCCCCACAAAAUACCUUCCUCGAGAACAUCAUCCGUCGUUCUAAUGGACAACAUAGCAGCUUUCUCUUAGCUAAUGCUCGAAUUGUAGACUACCCGAUUGUAUACUGCAAUGAUGGCUUCUGUAAAUUAUCCGGUUACAACAGAGCCGAGGUCAUGCAGAAGAGCAGUACGUGUAGUUUUAUGUACGGUGACCUCACUGAUAAAGAGACCAUUGCCAAACUGGAAGGGGCGUUUGAAACCUUGGAACAAGAACACGUUGAAAUACUCAUAUACAAGAAAAACCGUACACCAUUAUGGUUGAUGGUACAUGUGGCCCCUAUUAAAAAUGAAAAGGAUCAGGUGGUGUUAUUUUUAUCAACGUUCAAAGAUAUAACCGCGCUUAAACAACCUAUUGAUGACGAAACAGGAAGAGGUUUAAGCAAAUUUGCACGUUUAGCUCGAUCUGUCACCAGAAAUCGAUCGACAUUAUUGCAGUUUUCAUCACAUAUGCCAAAUACCAAAUUCGACAGCUCUAAACCAUCACAGAUUGCUAAUAUGAUGAAUCUGAAUGCAGACGUUUUACCACAAUAUCGCUUAGAAGCACCCAAAACACCCCCACACAUUAUACUUCAUUAUUGUUUGUUCAAAACCAUUUGGGAUUGGAUUAUUCUUUUUCUAACAUUCUACACGGCCAUUAUGGUUCCAUUUAAUGCAGCCUUUAAGAUUAAGACAAUGGACCAGCUACCUUUAUUGGUAAUAGACAGUAUGGUUGACGUAGUGUUCUUUGUUGAUAUUGUUCUCAAUUUCCACACAUCAUUUGUUGGGUCAAGCGGUGAAGUUAUAUCCGACCCGAAGGUUAUUAGAAUGCACUACCUAAGAAGCUGGUUCGUGAUUGAUCUCCUGUCUUGUUUACCGUAUGAUGUCUUCAAUGCAUUCCAGUACGUAGAUGAUGGAAUAAGUACUUUAUUCAGUGCUUUAAAAGUAGUCCGGUUGCUUCGGCUUGGUCGAGUGGUGCGUAAAUUAGACCAUUAUUUGGAAUAUGGAGCGGCCAUGUUGGUUCUUCUAAUCCUGGUUUUCAUUUUGUUCGCGCAUUGGUUCGCCUGUAUUUGGUACUCUAUUGGCUACGCAGAGUUGGGUAGCAAAGUAACGUAUGGAUGGCUACCCGCAUUAUCCAGGGUAACAGGAGAGAUGUUUUCCUUUUCCAAUCACACCACUCCAAAUCAGUUACUGGGUGGGCCGGAUGUUGAAAUGAGAUACCUGACGUCACUUUAUUUUACACUCUCGUGCAUGACUGGUGUUGGAUUUGGAAAUGUGGCAGCUAAUACCAAAGCCGAGAAACUUUUUUCAGUCUUCAUGAUGAUUGUUGGAGCUUUACUGUAUGCCACAAUUUUCUCAAACGUCACCACCAUCUUUCAACAAUUCUAUGCCAGUUUUGCUAGAUACCACGAUAUGUUAAAUAGUGUUCGUGAAUUUAUGAAACUUCAUGAUGUACCUAAAUCAUUGAGUGAAAGAGUCAUGGACUAUAUAGUCUCAACUUGGGCAAUAUCGAAGGGAAUCGAUGCUACGAAGGUUUUGAAUUUCUGUCCAAAAGACAUGAAAGCUGAUUUGUGUGUCCAUCUAAAUAGGAAGGUGUUUUUAGAACAUCCAGCUUUUCGACUGGCCAGUGAUGGAUGUUUACGUGCUUUAGCAAUGCAUUUUAACAUGACUCACAGUGCGCCCGGUGAUCUUAUAUUUCAUUCUGGAGAAAGCCUGGAUGCUCUCUGUUUUGUUGUCUCUGGAUCUUUAGAAGUGAUACAAGAUGAAGAAGUGGUUGCCAUAUUAAGUAAAGGAGAUGUAUUUGGAGAUAUUUUUUGGAAGGAAACUGGCAUUGGUCAAUCAAUGGCAAAUGUGAGAGCUCUAACUUAUUGUGAUCUUCAUACAAUCAAACGGGAGCAACUAUUAGAAGUUUUAGAUUUCUACCAUGCCUUCGCUAAUUCCUUUUCGAGAAAUAUGACAUUGACAUACAAUCUUCGACACAGAUUAAUAUUUAGGAAGGUGGCCGACAUGAAAAAGGAAAAAGAAUUGGCUGAAAAGAGAAAGAAUGAUCCCCCGCUAGAUUUGUCGAAUGAUCACCCGGUUAGAAAGUUGAUUUCUAGGUUCCGUAAGAUAAGCGACAACAAACACUCCGUGAAGGAAGUAGACGAAGAAGCUGGAAAACCUUCUGUGGCUAACUUUAUUAAAGAAAAGAAGAAAGAAAAUAGUGUUGGGCCAUCUCAAUGGGGAAAAUUUCUCAAUCGCAUUGGCAGAAAUAGUGCCUCAACAAAUGAUUUAGCCGAACAAGAAGUACAAGAGAAGGCACCGCCGACAACAAAAUGGAAUAUCUUAGACAAAAUAGACUCGGCCUACGAAAAUGUGGAUAAUGUGGGCGUCAAGUCCAAUCUUCAGAAAACUGAAUCCGUAGAUUCUGGGUUUCUCAAGAGUAAUAAUAGGCUAGAUGAGACGGAUGAGGAAGUUCGGUCGUACCCAGGAAAAAGUGCUCUUUCACCCGUCGAACAACACCUAAUAACCUCCCUUAUCAACAUCAAACUUGAAAUCAAGGAAGACUUGGACAUUUUGAAUCAAAAGAUAAACAGAAUUGAAGGACAAAUGUGUGACAUUAUUCGUUUCUUUUCGCCACUUUCAACACCGAGUUAUUCAUUUAUUUCAACAUAUCCAAGUUCUAAAUAUAAUUCUCCACAUGACACCGUUUCCUCCAAUAGUGAAAACUUUUCUCCCAAAACAUACUCACCAAAAACAUCACCCAAAAAUUCCCCCCAAAGAACAGUAAACUAUAAGAAUGAUCACCAGGACACGACGCCUCGGCAUCAUUCGUGUGAUAAUUCCGGUAGUUCCUCGCGACCCAAAUCACCGGAUAAUAAUAACCUGAAUAAGGUUCCAUCAAAUGAGAAAAAAGUACAUAUCAAAGAUAGAGAUCUAGAUAUUAUUUAGAUCAACCAUUUUUUAAAUCUUUAUUAUUAUUAUUACCUUUAUUACUACUAAUAUUAUUAUUGUUAUUUUUUUCUUCUUUGCAUAUUAUCACGACAAAUGCCUUACACACAAAUUUAAAAUUAUUAUUAUCAUUUUAACUUAUUCUAAAAUUAAAA
Messenger RNA from Patella vulgata (common limpet), 3396 nucleotides. RefSeq names its product potassium voltage-gated channel protein eag. Gene Ontology annotation, molecular function: voltage-gated potassium channel activity. The transcript is spliced from 10 exons. Gene Ontology annotation, biological process: potassium ion transmembrane transport; regulation of membrane potential. The coding region runs from base 269 to 3241 and encodes 990 amino acids. Gene Ontology annotation, cellular component: membrane. NCBI's taxonomy places the organism in Eukaryota, Metazoa, Mollusca, Gastropoda, Patellidae. The record is from RefSeq and is a predicted model, not a curated record.